AUGUACCUAUUCAUUUUCAGCCUAUUUCUACUUAAAAAUUCAGCGCAAGAGAAGUUUCCAGGAGCCUCUCAAAACAUUCCAAUGAAAAUCCUAUAUAAGACCUUGUUUUCAGAUUAUAUGAAGGAAAUCCGUCCAGUUCACAAUGAUUCUCAAACAAUGCAUGUUCAAGUCAAAUUUUGGCUGAAGCAGAUUUUGAAGGUUGACGAAAGAGAUCAAAUUGUUAAUAUUUACUGUUGGCUGGAAUUGUAUUGGAAGGAUGAGCUGCUCACAUGGGAUCCAAGACAGUAUGGGAACUUGACCAGGAUUCACGUGCCAGCCGACAAAAUUUGGAAACCUGAUGUUCUUGUAUACAAUAAUGCGAAUAUGAAUGUGGAAGAGAAUGAAAUGGAAACAAAUGCGAUCAUUGAUUAUCAAGGAAAUGUGAUGUUGUUCCGUUCGAUGAUCACCGAUAUUAGCUGCAAUCUUAAUCUUCAACAAUUUCCGUUCGAUCAGCAAGUGUGUUAUGUAACAUUUGCCUCUUGGAGUAUGGAUGGAAGCAAAUUAAGCCUUUCACCAACACCAAAAACCGACAAUUUGGAACUUUAUAUACGGAAUACUGAAUGGUCGCUAACAGAUUUUAGAGUGAAACUUUAUGAGAAAGUCUACGAUUGCUGCCCGCAUCCAUUUCCCGACAUCACCUAUUUUAUGGUCUUACAGCGAAGCCCCUCAUACUACAUUUUCAGUCUCGUAAUUCCAUCUGCAUUUAUCACCGUUGUUACUAUUGUGGGAUUCUUUACGCCUCACUCAACUACUGGUGAAAACACGGAAAAAGUCUCGCUUGGUGUCACCGCCUUACUGUCAAUGGCAAUUAUUAUGAUGAUGGUCUCUGACGAGGUUCCAGCAACGUCCGAAGUGAUCCCCUUAAUUGGAAAAUACUACAUUGGCCUAAUAUUUCUGAUAUUUAUGGCCGCGUUCACAACAACACUCACACUUUCCUACCAGAUGCGCGGCAAUUCUGGUCAGGAGGUUGAUCCGCGAAUUCGCGACUUCUUUUUUUAUUCGAUUGCCGCCAACUCACUCAUCUCCUGGGCAUUCUCUUUUCAAUUACCCAAAAAAUUGUUAAGAUCCGACAAUCGAAAACAUUCAUUGUUCUAUGCCAAUCAUACAAACGGGUUCUUCAAAAGCGGUGUAGAUCAAAACGAAAUCCGGCGUUCCGCUCAUAUUGUGCGAAUGGAAGAAAUCACUGGAAGCGUCAAAUCUUAUACGAUGUCAACGGAAGGCACACCUCAUCCACCAGGGACGACGAAUCAACUGACAGCUAGCCUUCUUCAAAUCCGUCUCAUUCUGGAUGAUCUUAAAACUUCGAUUCAAGCAGAACGUGAGCUGAAACGGAUCAAGUUCGAAUGGCAACAAGUCACACGUCUAAUCGAUCGCUGCAUUAUGUUCGGUUAUAUCAUCAUAACAAUUAUUUUCGCUCUGGUAAUGCUCGGAUCCCGUGAUUCAACGAUCCGACUAACCGACUCCAUAAUGGAUGCCGCUAAAGAAAUCUAA
Molecule: messenger RNA, 1530 nt
Organism: Caenorhabditis bovis
Lineage: Eukaryota; Metazoa; Nematoda; Chromadorea; Rhabditida; Rhabditidae
Source: the annotation of a GenBank genome assembly